UAAAAACCUACGUCUUGGCGUCAUGACGUACUCCAAUUAAACCCAGUUAUUGUAAAUGGAUCCACUGGUGCAGCAGCAGCAGCAGCAGCAUGUGCAUGGCUGAAGUGAAAUGAUGUGCACAAGUCAUCUGAACUGAGCUGCAUUCACUCAUAGUUCAUGUUUGAAGGGAUUUCUGGGGAAGUUUUGACGUGACAUUAAUAACCAGUUGCAGAGUUGAGUUUGAUCUUUGCUGACAUCAUGGCUGGAGACGACCACUACCUUCAUACCUCCAACCAGAUAUUUGAUAACAUCAUGAUCGAGCCGUGGGAUUAUCAACAGUUCACCGGCAUGACUCAAACCACGGCGCUAAGGACCGUGGACGGACCGUACCUGCAGAUCCUCGAACAACCCAAACAGCGCGGCUUCAGGUUCAGAUACGGCUGUGAAGGUCCGUCACACGGCGGCCUGCCGGGAGCCUCGAGCGAGAAGAACAGGAAGACCUACCCUGCUGUCAAGGUGUGUAACUACCAGGGUCCGGCCCGUGUGGUGGUCCAGCUGGUGACGGCCGGGACGCCUCAGCCUCAUCUCCACGCUCACAGUCUGGUCGGUAAACAGUGUGAUAAAGGAAUCUGUGUGGCCGACCUGCAGCCCAAAGACUCCAACAUCAGUUUUCCGAACCUGGGCAUCCUCCACGUGACGAAGAAGAACGUGGCGAAGACUCUGGAGGAGCGUAUGAUGGAGGCGGUGAGGAUGGGGUAUAACUGUGGAGUCUCCAUCCACCCAGAGAUCGACGCGCUGCAGGGAGAAGUCAGAGUCCCACGAGAGCUCAGCGAGCACCAGAGGAGUGUGAUCAGUAACGCAGCGAACCUCCAGGCGAAGGAGAUGGACCUCAGCGUGGUGCGUCUCAUGUUCACGGCGUUUCUCCCCGACAGCGACGGAGGAUUCUCCCGACGGCUCGAACCCGUCGUAUCGGAGCCGAUCUACGACAGCAAGGCUCCGAACGCGUCCAACCUGAAGAUCGUGAGGAUGGAUCGGACCGCUGGCUGCGUGACGGGAGGAGAGGAAGUCUACCUGCUCUGUGACAAAGUCCAGAAAGAUGACAUCCAGGUUCGGUUCUACGAGGAAGACGAGGUGGGGGUGACCUGGGAGGCUCACGGUGAUUUCUCCCCCACAGACGUCCACAGACAGUUCGCCAUCGUCUUCAAGACUCCGAAGUAUCGAGACCAGAACCUGCAGAAGCCGACGUCCGUGUUCGUGCAGCUGAAGAGGAAAUCUGACAACGAGACCAGCGAGCCCAAACCUUUCACCUACCACCCUCAGAUCAUAGACAAAGAGGAGGUGCAGAGGAAGAGGCAGAAGACGUUGCCGAACUUCCAGGACUUCAGCGGUCACGGAGGAGGAGGAGGUGGAGGAGGAGGAGCAGGUCUGUACCGAGGAGGAGGAGGCCCUGCUGCAGGAGGAGGCCCCGGCUCUGCAGGAGGAGGAGGAGGAGGAGGAGGUUACUUCCAGAGCUUCUCCACCUACAACUAUGGAGGAGGAGGAGGAGGUGCAGGAGCAGGAGGAGCAGGAGGAGGAGCAGGUUUCCCUACAGGAUACUCAGCUGGUCUGGGAGGAGCUGGAAUCAAACAUGCGGCUCGAGGUGACUCAGCAGACGACAGCGGAGACGACAGCGACCCAGACGAUGACUCGGCGUCGGGGAGCGUGCUGCGAGAUUCAGCCCAGCGAGGAGACUCGGAGGCGGGGGAGAAACCUGAGGAGGGAGGGGUGGUCAGCGUGGAGGAAGAACCAGACACAGUGUGUGAUGAGCGGUUGGUGCAGGUGAGCAGCAGGCAGUUGGAGGCUUUGUUCCAGUACUCAGUGACGGGUGAUUCAGCGUACCUGUUGGCUCCACAGCGCCCUCUGAUGGCCGCACAGGACGAGGACGGAGACACUGGGCUUCACCUGGCCGUCCUCCACAACCAGCAGGAGGCGCUGAAGAGUCUGACUCAGGUAGUUUCUGCUCUGCCUGGAGAGGAGGUGCUCAACAUGAGGAACCACCUGUACCAGACUCCUUUGCACCUGGCGGUGAUCACCCAGCAGAGGGGGGCCGUGGAGGCGCUCCUCUUGGCCGGCGCCGACCCGACUCUGACAGAUCGCCACGGCAACACGGCGCUCCACCUGGCAGCGCAGCAGGAAGGACGAGGAGGGAUGAUCAAGUCUUUACUACGACACAGAGAGCUGAGAGGACUGAUGGACCAGACCAACACAGCAGGUCUGUGUGCGAUCCACCUGGCGGUCCUGGCCAAUCAGCUGACGUCUCUGAGGGAGCUGCUGGAUGACGGAGCCAACGUGGAGGCGGAGGAGCGGAGCAGCGGACGGACGGCUCUGCACCUCGCCACCGAGGCCGACAACGUAUCGCUGGCCGGCUGCCUGCUGCUGGAGGGUAACGCCAGGGUGGACUGCUGCACCUUUAACGGCUCCACUCCGCUCCACAUCGCUGCAGGACGAGGAUCCAUCAAGCUCACGGCUCUGCUGAUGGCUGCAGGAGCCGACCCUCACAAGGAAAACUAUGAGCCGCUGUUCUUCAGUGAGGAGGAGUACUGCGAUGAAGAGGAUGAAGAUGAAGGUUACAUCCCAGGAACGACUCCACUCAACAUGGCGACCACCUCAGAGGUGUUGGACCUUCUGAACGGUAAAGAGUAUGAACUAAAAACUCCCCAAAGAGCCUUCGUCCCCCCUCAAGGUGACCUGGCCAGCCUGACCGUGGAGGUGAAGCAGGAAGUGUGUCGUACUCUGGAGAGUGAAGGAUGCUGGGAGAGUCUGGCUCACAGUCUGGGUCUGGGGAUCCUGAACACGGCCUUCAGAAUGAGCCCCUCCCCCGCCAAGACACUGCUGGACAGCUAUGAGGUUUCCGGCGGGACGGUCAGAGAUCUGCUGGCUGGUCUGAGGUCAGUCGGAGAGUGCAGAGCGCUGAGCGUCCUGGAGGAGGCGCUGUGUCGCCAUGACGACAACAACAAGGAGGAGGAGGAGGAGGAGGAGGAGGAAGAAGAGGAGGAGGAGGAGACGACCGGUGAAGCUCUGUGCGCUCAGGUUCAGGAUCUGAAGGUGGACGUUCGGAUCGACAGCGGCGUGUGUGACAGCGGGGUGGAGCUCUCCACAGCGUAGACGUCUGAUUGGUCCGUCUCCGGGAGGGGAAUCAGGAAAAGCACAACUCAUCUAUCAAUAAUCAAUCAAUCAUCAAUCAUCCAUCAGUCAUCAGUCAUCAGUUCGUCCUCACAUGACGAGUUUCUCCUCACAAACAUUAUAAUCAGAUGUUAAUGUUCCUCACUACACUCCACCAGUUCGGCCACUUAGAUAAAAACCAAUGUUAGAAAGCAGGAGGUCAAACAUGAGGCUCGCGGGCCAGAACCGGGCCGCCGCUUUCCUUCCUGUCUUCCUUCCGUCCAUCUUUCCUUUCUCCUUUUCUUCCUUCUGUCCUUCCUCCCUCCCUCAUUCCUUCAUUCUCUCUUUCCCUCCUUCCUCCUUGUCUCACUUCCUUCCUUCCUCCUGGUCAUCCUCCCUUUUUUCCCUCCCUCCCUCCUUCCUCUUUUCUUCCUUCCUU
Messenger RNA from Scomber japonicus (chub mackerel), 3559 nucleotides. It is a transcript of the gene nfkb1, whose product is annotated as nuclear factor of kappa light polypeptide gene enhancer in B-cells 1. Bases 238 to 3123 code for a protein of 961 amino acids. Lineage: Eukaryota; Metazoa; Chordata; Actinopteri; Scombriformes; Scombridae. Gene Ontology annotation, molecular function: RNA polymerase II cis-regulatory region sequence-specific DNA binding; DNA-binding transcription factor activity, RNA polymerase II-specific; protein binding. The record is from RefSeq and is a predicted model, not a curated record. The transcript is spliced from 25 exons. Gene Ontology annotation, cellular component: cytoplasm. Gene Ontology annotation, biological process: regulation of transcription by RNA polymerase II; inflammatory response; cellular response to stress.